GCCCAGUCGCGGAAGAGCAGCUGUUUUCGGCGUCCGUUUGUGUGCGAGAGAAACAUGGCGGAUCGGCUCACGCAGCUGCAGGACGCGGUGAAUUCGCUUGCAGAUCAGUUUUGUAAUGCCAUUGGGGUAUUGCAGCAGUGUGGUCCUCCUGCGUCUUUUAGUAAUAUUCAGACAGCAAUUAACAAAGACCAGCCAGCUAAUCCUACAGAAGAGUAUGCCCAGCUUUUUGCAGCGCUGAUUGCACGAACAGCAAAAGACAUUGAUGUUUUGAUAGAUUCCCUACCCAGUGAAGAGUCUACAGCUGCUUUACAGGCUGCUAGCUUAUAUAAGCUAGAAGAAGAAAACCAUGAAGCUGCUACAUGUCUGGAAGAUGUUGUUUAUCGAGGAGACAUGCUUCUGGAAAAGAUACAAAGUGCGCUUGCUGAUAUUGCACAGUCACAGCUGAAGACAAGAAGUGGUACCCAUAGCCAGUCUCUUCCAGACUCGUAGCACCAGUGGAUACCAUGUGGCUGAGAAAAGAACUAUUUCAGUGCCAUUAAGAAUUCUGCAUCAGACUUAGAUAACAAGCCUUACCAACAGUUAAAGAAACAUUCAACACUAUGACACAUGUUCCCUUUUCAGCUAUUUUAAAUAGUCUUCUAUUUUCACUCUUGAUAAAUAAGCUUAUAAAAUCAUGAUUGAACCAGCUUUAAACCAUCAUACCAUCAUUUUUUAACUGAAAUUAUUAAGGCAGAUAAUGCAUUAUUAAACAUAAGUAAACAUAUAUAAAAUUCUAUUGUGACAUGAUUUAUGUCUUUAUUUUGUCGUAUUGGCCAGUAUCUUUUACAAAUCAAAGCAUCUCUCAAGCCAGAGAAGAAGGUAGUAAGAACAGACAUAAGGAACAUUUUAGUUUAAGCUAGCGUCCAGCCUCUUAGAGGUGGCAUUGUGUAAAUUUGAACUUUGAGCAAGAAAGUUUUGGAAAUUGUAUUGCUUUUAAAUAGAGUUAGCGUGGCUGGAUAAGUAAGUCACAUUUAUGCAAAUGUUUCUUCUUUCAGAACUUCAUACCUGUUCUAGUUCAUCUAUGCAUUUAUUUUACCAAGAAAUCCUCUGUCAAGAGAAUUUUCAUGUUAUUGUGAAAUAAUUCACCUUGUAUUUUUCAUCCUUCUUAAUUUGCUUGUCAUCACAGUGAAGUAUGUUUUUUGAAUCAUCAAUUCUUUCUCAUUCUCUUUAUUUAUCUAAAGUUUCUUUCUUUUGCCCUUUAUUAACCUCUCAACUUUUAUUGCUGUGUUCUAGUCAGACCAGAUCAUACUUUCAAUACAUCAGUUACUGAGCUCCAUUUAACCUCAAUUUAUUAUUGCUAACAUUUGUUUCAGGAUUUUCAACUAUGGUUACUCAUCCAACCCUUGGAUCUCUUUUAGUCUAGUGAUUUUCUCCACUGGAAAGGUGGAAUUGAAAUGUGUUCCACAUUUUAACUGGCCAUCUCCUUGGGCUGUAUUUUUCAGAAUAUCCUGAGCUACAUUUGCUGCAAUCUUGCUAUUCAGAGUUUAAGUUUCAGGAGAAAACAAAAAUAGUACACCGCCUGUUAUUUUUGUCAUAAUCAAGCUUUUCCACAGUUCUUGAAAAGUACUGUGUUUCAAACUGCAGGAACACCAGCGUUAGCUAUAAAAUUUGUAGCAAUUUAUUGGCUAGUCAUAGAAAUUUUUUGAACUUUUAACUGUAUUUUCGUUGAUGUUUAUUAAAAACAUUUUGCUAUCA
Saimiri boliviensis boliviensis (Bolivian squirrel monkey) is the source of this 1734-nucleotide messenger RNA. RefSeq names its product mediator complex subunit 21 (gene MED21). Gene Ontology annotation, molecular function: transcription coregulator activity. NCBI's taxonomy places the organism in Eukaryota, Metazoa, Chordata, Mammalia, Primates, Cebidae. Gene Ontology annotation, biological process: regulation of transcription by RNA polymerase II. Gene Ontology annotation, cellular component: mediator complex. The record is from RefSeq and is a predicted model, not a curated record.